CUGACUGUUUUAGUCGCUAGUGUUCGGUGCUUUCAUCUACUCGUUGGCCGACCUUUUCAACGAUGAAUAACCCAAUGAUUUUGUUCGUUGUGACGAUUUUAACAGCAACAGCGUCCGUUCACGGCACACUCACAGCAGCAGAUCAACCAACUUUUAAUCCGACUGUGGCAAUCUCCAAUUUCAAUCAAUUUAAAACCAAUUUAGACAAGGCCCAAGAGUUCUUAAUCAGCAUUUACAAAGGAGCUUUUGGAGGCAUUUCGGCUUUUUGGUUGGCCUAUUCCGUCUGGAUAGUCUUGUCGGUUUUCUACUACUCUUUCGGUGUCAGUUAUCUGAACGCCAGAGACGAAGCUGCAGCCGAACAAAAAGAAAACGAAAUCCAAAGAGCUUUUCAGGUAUCGCAAAUUGACGUCAACUCCAUCUUUCAAAAAUUGAGAAGCAUUCACGACAAGGCCACUAGCAAGGUGGGCGACAGUUGCUAUCGACGUGGCCUCUGCGAAAUGCGUAGCUAUUUCGCCAAUACCAAGUUCUUCAAGGGGAUUCCUAAAUGGAUUCGGAAGAUGUUGCGUUUAGAGCCACAGAGUCGUGAAGCAGGCACCUGCAGCCAAAUCCAUUACGAGUGCACUAUGACUAAACUGCUGGCCAGCCUCAUUCAAUGAUCACGUCUGAUGUACGACUAUGUAUUUUUUGAGCUUGUUCCCUUUUUUCCAAAAUAAUUUAUUAUUCCAUUUUUGAAUCUACAUAUUUAUCAUCCCUUCUGUACAAAAGAGCGAAGAGGUCUCCUUUAUAUUCAUGUGAUUAGCUCUCAAUAAUACACUCCGUCCUUGGCGCGUU
Messenger RNA from Daphnia carinata, 831 nucleotides. RefSeq lists its product as uncharacterized. The coding region runs from base 63 to 656 and encodes 197 amino acids. NCBI's taxonomy places the organism in Eukaryota, Metazoa, Arthropoda, Branchiopoda, Diplostraca, Daphniidae. The transcript is spliced from 4 exons. The record is from RefSeq and is a predicted model, not a curated record.